Messenger RNA from Rhodofomes roseus, 909 nucleotides. RefSeq lists its product as uncharacterized. The record is from RefSeq and is a predicted model, not a curated record. The transcript has 4 exons. NCBI's taxonomy places the organism in Eukaryota, Fungi, Basidiomycota, Agaricomycetes, Polyporales, Fomitopsidaceae. The coding region runs from base 139 to 774 and encodes 211 amino acids.
CAUACACUGUACUGUACCUUCGACGCAUUCGAGUUGCACUCAGCUAUCGCCAUACAAUGACUCGAUGACCUGUUACCGCUGCUUGAUCUCACCUCUACUUUGAGUUUUUUGCAUAGCUUACAGCAUAUCUCAGCGGCCAUGUCGACCGAACCAUCCUGGCCUUCUCUCUACAACUGGGCCAUCGAGGUAUUCCCCAUCGAGGGUAAGCUACCCGUACAACCAGAAGGUGUCUACCUCUAUGAUCGUAAUGAGAUCUUCCGCUUUACGCUCUACUGGACACUCGUAUUCUACACACCCGCCUACAUUCUGUGUGCCUCGUACGCCUUCCUAAAUCUGACGUUCCCGCCAACGAGAAUCCCGCGACGCACUCCGCGCACCCGCUCUCGACCGUCCUUUGGCAUGCCUUUCCCCUCCUCGUACUUUCCCCCUGCGCCCACCGUCACUGGCAUUGAGAUCCCACUGAUGGAGGCGGCACCCAAGCGUGUCCCAGGGAACACCCAGACACAGGCCAUCCUUGCUCAUCGAUAUCGCGCCCUGUUCAAGCCGAAUGAAAGGCGCUCUCGGUUGGCGUUCGCCUUGCUCGUCUUUCUUGCCUUCGCCACCUUCUCUGUUGCCGGCGCGGUAGUCGGUUCUGCAAUCAUUGGGUACAUCCUAGCCGCUGUGUUCCAGGCUGGGCACUACAACAUGUCUACAUGGAUGCCCUUCUUGGCGGGUCUGUUGCAGACUUUGGUGGGUUUAUUAGGGCUGUGGCCGUCGGUCAUCGACUUCAUAUGAGCAUUGCGCCCUGUACACCGUACCAUGCGCAUUUGUGCCGCGAAUCGAAGGACAAGCCUGCGCACAUGUAAUGUAAGGCUUCUCUCAAGCUGUCCAGAGCAGGCAAUACGGACUGACUAAACAUGCAUUAUUUGC